This is a messenger RNA of Dovyalis caffra, 783 nucleotides long. Lineage: Eukaryota; Viridiplantae; Streptophyta; Magnoliopsida; Malpighiales; Salicaceae. The record is from the annotation of a GenBank genome assembly.
AUGUCUCUCACAAAGUCUACUCACGCUGUCAAAAAACUCAAGCUCUUCAAGAAUGACAAAGAAUCUCAUUCGUCAUCAUGGGAGCUUCUUUCUCUAGUGGCUCACCAUCUAGACCCUAAAACCCUAGCUAUUGCUUCUUGUGUGUCCAAAUCAUGGUUGGAUUCCUUCUCCUCUGAGGAUAUUUGGCAGCCCAUAUGCUCUGCUGAAUACCCUUCUGCAUAUAGCCUUAAAGACAUAGGCCCGACUGUCCCUUAUCACCGCCUAUAUGCUAUUGCCUACACGGCGGCGUCCAAGCUCCAGUUGCGAAAGCCAGUAAAACCCGAUCUGUCACCCAAUGACCUCCUCUUCAUCAUCAAUGCAAAGACUAAAGAACCUUCCACUUUGUUCACCCUAUCUAAACCAUGCAAUGAAUUCGAGGUUGAUACUAAUGGGAUAUUUAAGUUCGCUAUCAACAUCGAUUUUGAGUCCUCGUUGAAAAAAGAAGGGAUAGAAGGUAUAACAGUCACAUGGAACAUUGUGUUAAAAGGUUGGAGAGGUAUAUUCAAUAUGAUGGACUAUUGCAAUGGAAAGGUUAGUUUUGUUCCUGAGGCAGAAGAGUUGUUUCCAAGGAGAUUCCAAGAGAAUAUUAGCGAUGAGGAUAGCAAGGAUGACAGCAAGUUUAUUAGAAAAGGAAAGUUGAGUGUGGCUAUGAUGAACACAAAAGAUUUGAGGUACCUAAGUAUGGAUGAUGCUUUGAGACAUUUGCAACACUUUUUGCUGCCCCCUGUGAUGCUUAAGAAGUGA